Messenger RNA from Phragmites australis (common reed), 859 nucleotides. RefSeq names its product protein OXIDATIVE STRESS 3-like. The record is from RefSeq and is a predicted model, not a curated record. Lineage: Eukaryota; Viridiplantae; Streptophyta; Magnoliopsida; Poales; Poaceae. The coding region runs from base 130 to 678 and encodes 182 amino acids. The transcript is spliced from 2 exons.
AGGCACCAGCCCUCGCUAAGGUCGUGAAAGAGAGGAAGCAAGACGAGCUAAGGAAGAAUAUAGAUAUCCAUACACCACUCGUACCUUUUCUUGCCGUUUCUUGGGUUCUAGAAAUCUCAAGCCGCAAGCAUGAGCAGGUUCAGCAGCGCUACAGCCCUCCCGGUGUACCGUGAAGAUGAAGACGAAGAGUUGUUUGAGACAUCAUCUUCCAUCUCCGGUGACUCCGAAGAUGAGGAACAAUUCUCAGAUGGUGAAGACACCGGACCUCUAGAGCACCAGUUUAUGCAGCAGGCGGCUUCCUCGGCGCAGCAGAUGAUGCAGAAAUUGAAUUCUGAUAGCCUCUACGAUCUGUCAUCUAUGAUGGCACAACUACCUAUCAAGAAAGGGCUAUCCAAAUAUUAUGACGGGAAGUCUCAAUCGUUCGCGUGUAUGUCUGAGGUGAGAUGUCUGGAAGAUCUACGCAAGAAAGAGAUUCCCUACAGGAAGAUCAAACCAUCCAAGAGCUAUGUAGCACUAGAUGGAGAACAGGAUUGCCAUUUACCUGGUCCUAACAGCAGAGCAAUAGCCAAGAAGCCCUCCGGAAGUUCUUGUGCAAAUCUGAUGGCUCGAAACAACAGCACAAGCAUGCUCUACAGACCUCCCCCAAUUCCUGUAAACAGAAGUGGAUACCAUCAGUAGACUCUUGGACAUCAUUGAAAUGUUUCUGUCCAGGGUUUCACCUAUGUUCCUUCUUCUUUCUUGAGGGAUUUUGUUGACAAGCAUAUUAGCCUGUCUCAGAUGCAAGAGGUUUUCCUUCUCUGCAGUCAAUAGAGCAUCUUCUUUCAUCUUAUUAAUGAAUAGAGUAUCUUCUUUCAUCUUA